Molecule: messenger RNA, 835 nt
Organism: Aricia agestis (brown argus)
Lineage: Eukaryota; Metazoa; Arthropoda; Insecta; Lepidoptera; Lycaenidae
Product: zinc finger protein 271-like
Exons: 7
Biological process (GO): regulation of transcription by RNA polymerase II
Molecular function (GO): RNA polymerase II cis-regulatory region sequence-specific DNA binding; DNA-binding transcription factor activity
Source: RefSeq, a predicted model, not a curated record
UACCACCAAUGUGGGAGGAUAUUUAGAAAAGAAUGGGCAUGUCUCGCACACCAGAAAGUACAUAAAAAGUUUAAUAAGAAAAAAGAAUUUAACGAGUUUGGUGAGAGCCAAGACAUACCAACUACGGGCGAGAGUCCUUACCCAAAGAAGUACUCAAAGAAGAAGACUAUCUGUGAAGUAUGCGGAAAAAAGUAUGCUUCCCAGGCAGCUCUCAAGUAUCACCAGAGAGUGCACACGGGCGAGAGACCGUACCACUGUUCACUAUGUCCGAAGACAUUUACCAUGCCGCUGUUCUUACAGAUUCACUUCCGUACCCACACCGGUGAGAAGCCGUACUCGUGUCCGCUCUGCCCCAAGGCCUUCAGUAACAAGGCAGCUCUGCUGAGACAUGAUAGGGUCCACACUGGUAUCAAACCUUAUGAAUGUCCGAAGUGUGGUAAAGCGUUCACUCAGUCCAACUCCAUGAAGCUCCACGUCAAGACUGUGCACCUCAAGAUGCCGGCUCCGUACAAGAGCAAAACACGGAAAAACAAGGAGGCUGUGAGACAGGCUGUGAUUAAUAGCAUGAAGAUCCAAUGUGUCACUGUGGACAAUGACCGUUAUGCAGAGGUAAAGGUGGAGCCCGAGGUCCAAGAGUACGCUAUACAAUACAAAGAGGAGUACCAAGAGGAGGCGAUGUAUACCGCCAACGUGAAGUCUGAGGACGUGUUCGUCGCUCCCGACAUCAUGUACGAGGAGGUGUAUGUUGCUGAGGAGUAAACAUGUACGGUUCCUUGGAAGCGUAUACCGCAAUCAUCGAUAUACGCGCGUUGCGUCAGCGUUGCGUUGUUUUAUA